Messenger RNA from Phaedon cochleariae (mustard beetle), 1242 nucleotides. Lineage: Eukaryota; Metazoa; Arthropoda; Insecta; Coleoptera; Chrysomelidae. The record is from the annotation of a GenBank genome assembly.
AUGAAGACUUUUGUUUUAUGUAUCGUGUUAGUUCCUUUCUUCAUAGAUGGAGGGUUCACGUUGCAAUGUUAUUCAUGUGUCGGCCGAGGUAAUAAACACCCCUGUGUGAAUAAUGUGACACCAGAUAAUACCGGAGUUGGGAACUGUGGGAACGAAACCGAUUUGUGUUAUGCUGUUAGUACGACAUUUAGAACAACAAGAGGAUGUGGUAAUUCCACUAUAUGUGACCAGUAUAAGGAUCAUAAUUACUGCUACACCUGUGAGUAUGACAGAUGCAAUUCAGGUAGUGCUCCUAGUACUAUGGCUCCGACGAGUCCUACAUCUAGCAGUGAAAUUACUUCAGAUCCCACUGCUGACAGUUCGUCUACCACCAAUACCACUCAAUCCUCAGGAACUACCGUCAGUUCUACGAGUACCACUAGCAGUACUACUACAGAAAAUACAAGUAAUCCAAGUACUGGGAACACAAGUAUUAACCCAACUUCUGAGAGCACGAGUCAAUCCAGUCCUACGAGUACAGAGAACACUAGUCAUGAUGUCUCUACUACAAGUACCAAUGAACCUAGUACUGAAAAUAGUACCACUACAUCAAGCAGUGAAACCAGCUCUAUCACAACUGAAAAUACCACUAACACGAAUAAUGGAAGCAGUAUCACUACUGAAAAUACAAGUAAUCCAACUACUGAGAACACUAGUAAUAUCCCAACUUCUGAGAGCACGAGUCAAUCCAGUCCUACGAGUACAGAGAACACUAGUCAUGAUGUCUCUACUACAAGUACCAAUGAACCUAGUACUGAAAAUAGUACCACUACAUCAAGCAGUGAAACCAGCUCUAUCACAACUGAAAAUACCACUAACACGAAUAAUGGAAGCAGUAUCACUACUGAAAAUACAAGUAAUCCAACUACUGAGAACACUAGUAAUAUCCCAACUUCUGAGAGCACGAGUCAAUCCAGUCCUACGAGUACAGAGAACACUAGUCAUGAUGUCUCUACUACAAGUACCAAUGAACCUAGUACUGGAAAUAGUACCAUUACAUCAAGCAGUGGAACCAGCUCUACCACAACUGAAAAUACCACUAACACGGACAAUGGAAGCAGUACCACUACUGAAAAUACAAGUAAUCCAACUACUGAGAACACAAGUCCAUCAACUAGUUCCAAUCCCAAUUCAGGUCAUGGAUAUGGUUCCAAUCAUUAUAUUUUGAGCACGGUAUUUUUCUGUGCCUUCAUUUUAUUAUGA